Molecule: messenger RNA, 642 nt
Organism: Cokeromyces recurvatus
Lineage: Eukaryota; Fungi; Mucoromycota; Mucoromycetes; Mucorales; Mucoraceae
Product: calcineurin subunit B
Exons: 3
Coding region: 30-551 (173 amino acids)
Molecular function (GO): calcium ion binding; calcium-dependent protein serine/threonine phosphatase regulator activity
Source: RefSeq, a predicted model, not a curated record
UUUUUAUUAUUAUUACAUUGAAAAUAAAGAUGGGACAAACUGGAUCACAAUUAGAAGACAUGGUUAAUUCUUCAAACUUCUCUGCAGAGGAAAUUCAACGUCUUUACAAACGUUUUAUGAAAUUGGAUAAAGAUAAUUCAGGCUCCAUUGAUAAGGAUGAAUUUCUUUCUAUUCCUCAAAUAGCUAAUAAUCCAUUAGCAUCACGUAUGAUUGCUAUUUUCGAUGAAGAUGGAGGAGGUGAUGUUGAUUUUCAUGAAUUUAUUAAAGGUCUAAGUGCUUUUAGUGCCCGUGGUAACAAAAGAGAAAAGCUUGAAUUUGCAUUUAAAGUCUAUGAUAUGGAUAGGGAUGGGUUUAUUUCGAAUGGUGAAUUGUUUCUUGUUCUAAAGAUGAUGGUAGGGAAUAAUUUGAAAGAUAAUCAGUUACAACAAAUUGUAGAUAAAACAAUAAUGGAAGCUGACAAAGACGGUGAUGGGAAAAUCAGUUUUGAUGAAUUUUUGGUGAUGGUUGAAAAUACAAACAUAGCAAAGCAAAUGACACUUGAAAGCUUUUAAAAAUGUAUAUAUGAAAUUUUAUUAUUUACAAUUAUUAUGAUAUUCUAAUAAAGCCCUUUCUACAUUGCCGUCAUCAUCAUAGACGAGCACU